Tinamus guttatus (white-throated tinamou) is the source of this 1851-nucleotide messenger RNA. NCBI's taxonomy places the organism in Eukaryota, Metazoa, Chordata, Aves, Tinamiformes, Tinamidae. The record is from RefSeq and is a predicted model, not a curated record.
UUCACUUGGAACAGCAUGUCAGGGCGCAGCGUUCGGCUGAAGUCAGUUCCCGUUCAAAGCCUCUCCGAGCUGGAGCGAGCUCGACUGCAGGAAGUGGCUUUUUAUCAGUUGCAGCAGGACUGUGACCUGGGCUGUCAGAUUACUAUCCCCAAAGAUGGUCAAAAGAGGAAGAAAUCAUUAAGAAAGAAACUGGACUCAUUAGGAAAGGAGAAGAACAGAGACAAAGAAUUUACUCCCCAGGCUUUUGGAAUGCCUUUGUCCCAAGUGAUUGCUAAUGACCGGGCCUACAAACUCAAGCAAGACUCUCAGAGGGAAGAGCAAAAAGAUGUUUCAGAUUUUGUGGCCUUUCUCUUACCAUUUGGAUCUAAAAGACAGAACAAAGAACUUUCAAGCAGUAACUCAUCUCUUAGCUCAACCUCAGAAACACCAAAUGAAUCCACUUCUCCUAAUACUCCAGAGCCAGCACGAGCAAGGAGACGUGGCGCGAUGUCCGUGGACUCUAUUACAGAUUUGGAUGACAACCAGUCACGGCUCCUAGAAGCUCUCCAGCUCUCUUUGCCAGCAGAAGCUCAGAGCAAGAAAGAAAAGGCGCGAGAUAAGAAACUAAGUCUGAACCCUAUUUACCGGCAGGUUCCCCGGCUUGUGGAUAGUUGCUGCCAGCACUUGGAAAAGCAUGGUCUCCAGACAGUAGGAAUAUUCAGAGUUGGAAGCUCAAAAAAGAGAGUAAGACAGUUGCGUGAAGAGUUUGACCGAGGCAUAGAUGUUGUGUUAGACGAAGAGCACAGCAUUCAUGAUGUUGCUGCUUUAUUAAAGGAAUUUCUACGUGACAUGCCUGACCCACUUCUCACCAGAGAACUUUAUACACCUUUCAUCAACACUCUCUUAUUAGAGCCAGAUGAACAGCUAAGCACCUUACAGCUUCUCAUUUAUCUCCUACCUCCCUGUAACUGCGAUACCCUACACCGACUGCUGCAGUUCCUCUCCACAGUGGCAGGCCACGCAGAAGAUACCACAGACAAAGAUGGCCAAGAGAUUACUGGGAACAAAAUGACAUCUCUCAACCUGGCUACUAUCUUUGGCCCUAACCUACUGCACAAGCAGAAAUCUACAGACAAGGAAUUCACAGUUCAGAGUUCAGCUAGAGCUGAAGAGAGUACUGCUAUCAUAGCUGUUGUACAAAAGAUGAUUGAGAACUCUGAAGCCCUUUUCAUGGUUUCCCCUGACCUACAGAAUGAAGUGCUUAUUAGCUUGUUAGAGACUGACCCGGAUGUUGUGGACUAUUUGUUGAGAAGGAAAGCUUCCCAGUCAUCGAGCCCGGAGAUGCUGCGGUCGGAAGGCUCCUACUCCACGGGCGAAAGACAUUCUUCCACAGACUCCAACAAAGCUUCAAGUGGAGACGUCUCCCCUUACGACAACAACUCCCCGGUACUGUCUGAGCGCUCACUGGUGGCGACACAAGAAGACGUUGCCCUCAGUCCAGACAAGCUGUACAAGGUACCUGAACAGUACACACUGGUUGGUCAUUUGCAGCCAAAGAAAGAGAAUUCUUCUGCAUCGCAGGCUGGAAAAGAUGUUUCAGAGGAUCAUUUUGAUAUUUGGGGUACCUGGCAUUCAACGCUGAAAAGUGGCUGCAAAGAUCCAGCAAUGACAGGUUCCUAUGGAACAUCUACGGAAAGCAGCUUGCUGCGGCCCGGGCAGUUCUCUCUUUCCCAUGGGAACCUCUCCAUGUUUGCUCCUCGGUGGAAAAGCGCCGCCGAGCCCGGCUGGCACGACUGGCAAAGGGAGAGGUGGCAAAUCUGGGAGCUUUUGUCUGCCGACAACCCCGACGCCCUCCCAGAAACCCUCGUAUGA